Molecule: messenger RNA, 1947 nt
Organism: Trematosphaeria pertusa
Lineage: Eukaryota; Fungi; Ascomycota; Dothideomycetes; Pleosporales; Trematosphaeriaceae
Exons: 3
Coding region: 1-1947 (648 amino acids)
Source: RefSeq, a predicted model, not a curated record
AUGGUAUACAAUUGGGACGGAAAAGAAGCCGAAUGCCAUAGACUGUACGUCCAAGAAAGGAGGAGCCUCGAUGAGGUCAAAGAGUAUUGGGAGCAGAGAGGGUUCACGCCGAGCAAGCGAGCCUUCCAGACACAGUUCAAGCGAUGGGGAUUUCCCAGCAAGCAGAACCCCGCGCACAAGAACCCGGCCCUCAUCGCCCGCGUCAAGGAACUAUGGGAGAAGAACUACAUGCAGAGGGACAUGGUGGACACGCUCCUGGCUGAGGGCUUCCAGAUCAACGACCGCGAGCUCAUGCGGCUGCGGCUACGCUUCAAGUGGUUUCUGAGAGAAAGUGCCAGCAGAGGCGGGAAGAACAAAGAGAAACAUGAGAAGGGGCCGAAGAGGAAGCUGAAGAAGCGGAAGGGUGGCCCUGGAAAUGGGCGGAUUGGCCAAUUGGCGGAUGCGAUACGGCAGGAGGAUGGCUGGAGUGAGGAAGAGGAGUCGGACCACGAUCGAGAGGAAGAGCAGGAUUUGCAAGGACAGCUGGAAUCUGCAGAAGCAUCGGCACCCGCAGAACACGAGACACACGCCUUGGAUCCGGCCGAGACCUUGCGAAGGCAGCUUCGGCAGGAGCAAUUACAAGUAGAGAGCGACGAGAAAUGGCGGACGCGGAAGCGACGCCGUCGGACAAGAGGUUGGGCUGGCCUCCCCGCCGACGCACCCGGCCAACCUCCUCGAUUUCCCUCCGAGACGACGCUCGACGAAAGCAAAGCUUAUCUUAGUCUGGAUAACAAGCUAUACAAGGAGGUGCGGGAGCAGUUCCAGGCUAUCUGCGAACAGCAGGGCGUAAUCAAGAAGACCGUUGCUGGGCCUGAGAAAUGGGCACAGCUACUGCAAGGGCUGAUUCGCGAGAACGCUCACCUAUCGAGUGUCUUUCGGCAAGAAUCCGAGGUAUUGGAGCAGAAUGACGCCAUGUGGCGGCCGAAGAAUCACAAAGCAUUGUCACUGGAUGUCAUAUGUCAAGACGUCACGAAGCGAAUGCGUACCAUGGAAAGCCGGCUGGGCAUUCCUGAAGCGAAGAACGCGCUUGGUCUCAAUCCUGAGCAGACUCGGGAGGUGAGAGCUGCCUUUAUGGCUAUACUGAAGGUGAAUCACUUCACGAACAAGUUCGAAGCGGGUGAUCAGCAUUGGAACGAGCUCAAACAGCGCUGGGUCCAGGGAUCAGAACUCUUAAGGGGAGUCUUCGCGGGUGGACAAGCGGACCCAAAGCAUGCGGAGAAAUGGAGAGCUGUUGAAGUACUGGCACGCGAUGUCAUGAAGCGUCUGCGUGCUGAGAAUUGCCAGAAAGACCCGUCGAGGAAGCAGGCACACCGAGGCCCAGGUCCUGGACCCGCACCUCCUACGGUCAUCCCCCAUGCGUCGAAUACUCAUCUGAGGAGCCGGUCACGGUCCGCCAACAGAAGUUCUGCACAAGUGAGCAACAGCAUACCCGUCAUCUCCGCGUCUCCCGACCUGCAGAUCGAUCCGUCUCUCUUGCUAGCCGCGAGCGAUGCAUCAAUCUUAACGCCCGCAUCCCACGAACCAUCAUACAACCAACACUCCCACCAACACCAGCACCACGCCUUCCCUCCACAGAAUCCAUACACUUCAAUCUCCCAGCAAAACCUGCCUUCCGUCACCCUACCCAUCUACUUCCGCCUACAUCCGCACUCCACUACGCCCUUCCCCAACAAAACCGUGUGGCUAAGCGUUCUACAAUCUGGAACUAUUUCAGAAGUAAGAGGCCUGGCUAUGCGAGAGCAUCCGGGAACUAUGGUACUGAAGCUCGAGGGGCUAGUAGUGCAUAGAGGCAGUGGAGCGGAAAGAGAGGUUAGUGUGGCGAUUGAUGAUGACGGCGAGUUGAGUGCGUUCUUGGAACAUGUUGGUGCUGCUGGGAAGGCGACAUUUGUAGUGCUGUUGGGCAUGUGA